AUUUGUUCCUCUGCGUUUGCGCAGGUUACAAACAGCGUCCUGUAGGUUCACUUGCUGACGUUUAUGAUAAUGUCAAAGUCCACAGUUGUUAGUAGGAGGCUGCUACACGGGCAUCGGGUUUGCUGUUUCACAAACAAAGAGGCAUUAUUUCACCGCUCUCUCUCUCACACACACACACGUAGACAUAUACAGGCACAGGCACCGGGGCUGAUUCACUUGUUUAGCCUCCUGUCACGGCAUAAAGGGACCGAUAAGACGCACUGCAUGGUUAAAAUGCUCGGGAGAUCUCUGAUGAACGUCGGACUGCGGCUGAAGUGUCAGCGGCUUAAAUGGAUCCAGAGAGUGACAGCGGGACUAAACCCUGCCAACUAUGGGGACACCCUCCGCCGCGAGGCAGCCUCCACCAGCACCGUCAUGGGUGUCAACAAAAUAAAAACUAUGGAUGAUUUAGGCGGACCGAGUUUCAUGACUACCUUGUAUUGGCUUUUUAUAAAGGGAUAUUUCCAAACGACGCAACAAAUGCAAAUCGAGCACAGCAAGAUAUACGGCCCCCUGUGGAAGUCCAAAUACGGCCCUUUGGUCGUGGUGAAUGUGGCCAGUGCCGACCUGAUAGAACAGGUGCUGAGGCAGGAGGGUAAACACCCAAUCCGGACAGACAUGCCCCACUGGAGGAACUACAGAGAGCUCAGGAACCAGGCCCAUGGACCCCUGACUGAGAUGGGGGCCAAAUGGCAGCGGAUUCGCAGCAUCUUGAAUCCACGAAUGCUGAAACCCAAGCACGUCUCCUCCUAUGCCAACACCAUCAAUGAGGUGGUGUCAGAUUUUAUCUGCAGAGUGAACUGGCUGAAGGAGACCAGUGGACAGGGAGUCGUGGUCAAUGACCUGACUGCAGAGCUCUACAAAUUUGCUUUUGAAGGUUAG
Molecule: messenger RNA, 921 nt
Organism: Haplochromis burtoni (Burton's mouthbrooder)
Lineage: Eukaryota; Metazoa; Chordata; Actinopteri; Cichliformes; Cichlidae
Product: sterol 26-hydroxylase, mitochondrial
Exons: 3
Coding region: 64-921 (285 amino acids)
Biological process (GO): glucocorticoid biosynthetic process; cellular response to peptide hormone stimulus; C21-steroid hormone biosynthetic process
Cellular component (GO): mitochondrial inner membrane
Molecular function (GO): oxidoreductase activity, acting on paired donors, with incorporation or reduction of molecular oxygen; monooxygenase activity; heme binding
Source: RefSeq, a predicted model, not a curated record